Messenger RNA from Nymphalis io (European peacock), 2823 nucleotides. RefSeq lists its product as uncharacterized. Bases 141 to 1280 code for a protein of 379 amino acids. Gene Ontology annotation, biological process: septate junction assembly. Lineage: Eukaryota; Metazoa; Arthropoda; Insecta; Lepidoptera; Nymphalidae. The record is from RefSeq and is a predicted model, not a curated record. The transcript has 9 exons.
AGGUGCUGAUAAACGAAGUCAACCAGUGACAGGCCACAAGUUAACAAAAACGGACUGAAAACAAAAGAAAAGUGAUCUUGAAAUUGAUAUAAAUAACUAAAGAGUGAUUUUUAAGGGAAAUUUAAGUGUUUUUUGUGAUAAUGGUGUCUGUGCAGACAAUAGCCACCAUAGUGGUUAAAGUAUUUAAAAUCGUUCUCAACAUCGUGAUUUUGGUGCUCUAUCGCACUGGAUACAAUGGAGAGUUCCUGGGAGUUGGAGGCACGUGGAACCUCAAUGAGGAAAAGAACCCUGAUGCAGAAAUCGUGGCCUCCGGUGUCAUGGUGGGCUAUCUCAUCUACACACUCGUGCAAAUCGUCACAUUCCUCUUCGGGACCACUGAGCACAAGAGAGCACUGUCAGAAAUCGUGAUGAACUUCAUCGGUGUGUUCUUGUGGAUUGCGGUUGGCGCUGUCGCGCUGCACUACUGGGGUGGAUAUCAGGGAGAACAUCAAUUCCAGUUUGUUUUUGCAGAGAAACAGGUUGGCUUAGCGGUCGGCGCACUAUGUGUCAUCCAGGGCGCGGUGUACCUCCUCGAUACAGCACUAUCCGUCAUACAUUUCACAAAAGAGAUGCUGAAACUGGAGUAUCUAUACUCGGGCAGCUUCGUGAUAAUAUCACCCAGAUCGAAGGACUUUAUGUGCGAAGUCGACGUGUACGCCGGCAACAUUGCGCCACUAACGGAGAACGUUUCGGAGUACGGCGGCGGCGCAAGAGUAAUCUGGGCCAUGUCGGCGGGUGACAGGGAGGCGGACGCGCAGGCCAAGAAGGGCGAGGAGGGCUCUGCUACCGACAGAGACAGUCGGGCAGCAGCUGUCCUUAAACAUAAUUGGUGCAUCGGCCUGAGGACGAUAGAACUGAUCCUUGCCGUAAUCGCCAUUGGGCUCAUAGUGGGCGCGCUGACCGCCCCCCAAGUGGUACAAUCUGACCAUCGUCACAUCGCCCUCAUCUUCUCUGCCUAUUCGAGUUUCAUCAUCAUCACCGGUAUACUAAUUAUCGCCCGUCUUUUCGGCGAGUCUGCUGGAUGGAGAACUUCUAUUGGGUUCUCUAUCAUUGGUGUCAUCAUGUUCACGGCUGCAGCUGCGAUCAUUUUUUAUGAUUGGCAUAGAUCUUACUACGCUAAUGUCCGCCCGAACAAAGAGGUCUACAACCUUCUUAUAUCAUCUGGUGUCUUUGCUGUCAUUAAUGCAGUUGUUUUCCUUGUGCACGCAUUCCUUACUUUCAGAAAAGAGGCCGAUUAUUAAUUUUAUAUAGUAGCCAAUGCUUAAUAUUAUAAUUUUUUUAUUAUCGAUAUAAUAUAAAAUAAUCACACAUAGUUUUUAUAAUUAAACAUUUAUCACUUUUAUUUACUCCAAAGUAUUAUCGUAAGUGUAAUUAUAUGUAAUAAUAAUUAAAAAAAUGUAUAUAAUAUACAAGUUGUCCUGGAGAGUAGCUUGUUUGAUAGUUAUAAGAUAAUAUAUUAAUUAUUAUAAGUUGUCCAAUAUGCAGCUGUUGUAAUAAAUUAAAAAAAAAAUACAUCGUUUUGGCCGAGACAGUGCAAGUUGAAAUAAAUAUAAUGUACUUGCUGGGUAAUUUUAAUUAUAUCUACUUUGCUUUUCUUAAAUAUUAAGUUUAAAGUGUUUCAAUGAAAAUGGUAUAAGUUUUAUUAGUUAUAGUUUUGAUUGUAAUCGAUGUGCAAUUUUGUAUUUACUAUUCCAUCCGAAAUACUAAAACAUUCCGUUUUAAUUUUAACCAUAUAAUGAUCUAACUUUUAAAUUUAAAAAAAAAAAAACAACGAAAGAACCACCGCUGUUUAUUGUUAAGUUUAAUACUUCAUUUAAAUUAUUAUUAAUAAAUUAACAUUUGUCGAAUUCAUAACAAUUUUAUAUAUAAAAUAUAGUCAAAAAAUAUUGAUAUUAAAAAAAACACGUAAUAAAUAUAAAGGUUAUCGUGCACUGAAUGUACUCUAAAAUCGAUUUAUUACAAUAUCUUGUUACGACGAAAUAGCGAGUUACACCCCGCAUUUUUUUUCACAAAUAUAAUAGUUUUUUUAUAGUAAUGUGAUUUCCGCAUGAAACACAUAAAACACACACACAUGCAUAAAAUUAUUGUAACAGUACCCACUAUUAUAAAUACGUAAGUAUUAGAUGUAUUUUUUUAGUUUUUAAGUCUAUAUAGGAAGACCAAAGCAGUAAUCAGUAUCCGUCCAGUGGUAGUUAAGUUUUGUAUUAUUUUGUGUUGAAUAUUCUGUUACUCUUUUUUCUAUCUGUCAACUGUCAGAAACUUCAUUGGCUGUUUAGAAAUGGUCUUAACAUUUAACUUUCAUUACGUCUUGUUAACUACUCAAUUUUUGAAAUUAUUAUAGUGUUUUUUAUAUGUUAGUGCUAACUUUAUAUUAUUUGUAGAGUUAAUGUAAUAUAGACGCUAUAAUAAAUGCUUAAUUUGUAUCAUUAUUAAAAAUGUAAUCUUUAGGUUAAAGAAAAUUGUAAUAUAAUAAUUUAUAAAGACAACAGAUUAAGUCACCAAUAGAGGAUUUAUAAUUUUGCACCAGCCCAUUUGGAAUAUAAUUAAGUAAAGUAAAAGCAAGCAAAUUUAUAAUAUUUUUAAGAACACGCAUAACGUGUAAUCCGGCGCUAAUGUUACCUUAUAGUAUGCUUUUGGUAAAAGGUACCCGCGUAACACAGAAACGAUGAUAUAGUGUGUACUACCCAUUAUACAUGCAUCAAUGUUGUGACUCGGUUGUUUGUAUAUAAGAUUAUGUAAUAUUGAUUGUAUCGAUGUAAUUUUAUAAAUAAAUAUAAUUGCACA